GGAGAUAACUCGCACGUGCGGAGUAGUUCCGGCUUCCGAGUCGGUACCGAACCUGCCUGAAACGUGGACGAGCCAGUUGUGAGCAGCAGCCCGGGGAGCUGUGAAGCAUCUCCGUGCCAAAGGGAAUCACGGAGAGGAGGGAGAGACGUACGAGCAAGGACGUGAACGGAAGAGAGGUGGAAAUCUCUGAACUCCGCUUCUACGCUGAUUUGGGGCGUGCGUAAAGGCGCGAGACGUUAACCCCUACAUUGAACAAGAUACAUGCAAACACGGGCUCCUCUUAUUAAUUUUUCUCCUCUUCUGGACUAGUUUCCGUUGCCGAAUCGCGGCGUUUAGACAGUGUUGUGGAAACAGGGGGGACCCGAGCGUUGUUGUGAGCUUCACUUGCGUGUUCCCUCUUCUUUUCUUUAUUUUAUCCUCUUGGAAAUUACUGGAACUUCUUCUUUUUGACGUCUGGUGGACUAAUGACGAAACGUGAAAUGCAAAUACAGUAAGUGACUCCGGGCUUUGUUCAGUGCCUACACGAGACUUGAAACACCGCUUUAAUCACACAGACACACACACACACUGUGCUGUUUGUACACUGGAUUGAGAGACACCAGUGAAGUCAGUAUAUGACAAACCGCUGCUUCCAGCUGUUAAGUUUGUCAUUACUGCUCGUCUCCAUUCAGGCCUUUCGGAUUUUAUGUGUUGAAAACAACUUUUUGAGAAUGAAGAGAAGAAAAUUUCCCUAACAUCGCUGCCGUCUUGAGUAAAAUCAGUGUUUGGGCAUUUUUCGAGCCCUCAUGUUUGGAGCACGGGAAUGCUGACAUGCUGAACACAGUGCGGUGGCCUGCUGCAGGUUUAACACCAAAGUUGUGAAAUUGCCUUGAUUACAGAGCUGAUAGUGAAUGAUCAAGAAAUCCGGAGCUGGUCAGGAAAUCAGUCGAAGUACCUGGUUGUGCGCCGUGAAACGCAGCUUUCCUCUGGCCGCGGAUCAGUUCCAGGACUCGAGGGGAGUCUCCGGGGCAGAGAUGGAGGAGUGGAGACAAUGCGGGCGGUGGUUGAUAGACUGUAAGGUCCUGCCCCCGAACCACCGGGUCGUGUGGCCCUCGGCGGCCGUCUUCGACUUGGCACAGGCUCUGCGAGACGGGGUGCUUCUUUGCCAGAUGUUGCACAACCUCUCUCCCGGAUCAGUGGACCUGAAGGAGAUCAAUUUCAGACCCCAAAUGUCACAGUUCCUGUGCCUGAAGAACAUCCGAACGUUUCUCAAGGUCUGUCAUGACAAGUUUGGCCUGCGGAACAGCGAACUCUUCGACCCUUUUGAUCUUUUUGACGUCAGAGACUUCGGCAAGGUCAUCUCUGCUCUGUCGAGGAUCUCCCACCACAGCAUUGCACAAAUCAAGGGCAUCAGGCCUUUUCCAUCUGAGGACACAGCUCUCAAUGAGGAUGAUGUGUACCGCAGCCUGGAGGAGUUGGCAGAUGAACAUGACUUGGGUGAGGAUGACAUUUACGACUGCGUGCCAUGUGAGGAUGAUGGCGAUGACAUCUAUGAGGACAUCAUUAAGGUGGAAGUACGACAACCCAUGAUCAGAUACAUGCAGAAAAUGGGUAUGACAGAAGAGGACAAGAGAAAUUGCUGCCUAGUUGAGAUCCAGGAGACUGAAGCCAAGUACUACAAGACUUUGGAGGACAUUGAGAAGAAUUACAUGAUCCCACUGAAGCAAGUCUUGAGUCCUCAAGAAAUGGAGGCUAUUUUUGUCAACCUUGAGGAUGUAAUCCGAGUUCACUUUGCCCUCCUGCGAGCCAUCGACCAGAGCAUGGUCAGUGGAGGAAGUGGCCUUGGGAAGAUCUUCCUUGACUUUAAAGAAAGGUUGCUGAUCUACGGUCAGUACUGCAGCCACAUGGAGAACGCUCAGAAGACACUGGAGGAGCUAAUAGCAACACGAGAAGAUGUCAAGAUUAAAGUAGAAGAAUGUACCAUGAAAGUGCAAGAAGGGAAAUUCAAGCUGCAAGAUCUUUUGGUUGUUCCCAUGCAGAGGGUGCUGAAGUAUCACCUACUACUGAAGGAACUUCUCAGUCAUUCAACUGACCGACCUGAGAGACAGCAACUCAAGGAGGCUCUGGAGGCUAUGCAGGACCUGGCCAUGUACAUUAAUGAAGUGAAGAGGGACAAUGAGACUCUGAAAAAAAUCAGUGAAUUCCAAAGUUCAAUAGAAAAUCUUCAGCAGGUGAAACUGGAGGAGUAUGGCAGGCCAAAGAUUGACGGAGAGUUGAAGGUGUGCUCCAUCAUCAACAGAACAAAGCAAGACAGGUAUAUAUUCCUCUUUGACAAAGUGGUCAUUGUCUGCAAGAGGAAAGGCUACAGCUAUGAGCUAAAAGAGAUUAUUGAACUGCAUUCUUAUAAAAUGUCAGAUGACCCCAUGAACAACAGGGACAUGAAAAAGUCAAGUGGAAAAAUGUGGUCGUACGGCUUCUACCUGAUCCACCUGCAAGGGAAGCAGGGCUUCCAGUUCUUUUGUAAAACCGAGGAAACAAAGAGAAAGUGGAUGGAGCAGUUUGAAAUGGCAAUGUCCAACAUCAAGCCAGAAAGAGCCACCGCCAAUCAGCACAACUUCCAGAUGCACACAUUUGAUGAGAACACCAACUGUCGAGCCUGCAGGAAGCUCUUGAGGGGCAUUUUCUAUCAGGGCUACUACUGCCCUCGCUGUGGAACAGGAGCUCACAAAGAGUGUCUGGAAGUGAUCACCAUCUGUAAAAUCAAUCCUCUCGACUUGGAGCCUGGCAUGUCACCAGGUCCUAAGAUGGUUGCAGUUAGGAACUACCACGGCACACCAGCACCUCCAGGGAAAACACCUCUCUGUUUCCAAACAGGAGAUUUCAUUGAGCUUCUAAAGGGAGAUCCGGACACCACAUGGUGGGAGGGAAAGCUCAUACAGACACAGAAGAGCGGCUUCUUCCCCAGCUCAUGUGUAAAACCUUGCUUGGACCCAAAGCCUUUCCAGUCAUUAUCCAGCCGGCAGUCCUCUAGGGAAGCAGACUACUAUGGAUAUCCCUGGUUUGCAGGGAACAUGGAGCGUCAGCAGGCAGACAACCUUUUAAAGUCUCACAGCAGCGGGACCUACCUUAUCAGAGAGAGGACAGCGGAGGCGGAGAGGUUCGCCAUCAGCAUCAAAUUCAAUGAUGAAGUAAAACACAUCAAAGUCAUCGAGAAAGACAGCUGGAUCCACAUCACCGAGGCCAAGAAGUUUGAGAGUCUUCUGGAACUAGUGGAGUACUAUCAGUCCCAUUCGCUGAAAGAAAGCUUCAAGUUGUUAGAUACGACAUUGCGAUACCCCUACAAGUCCCGAGAGCGCUCGCUAACACGGGCCAGCACACGCUCACCAGCUACCUGCGCCUCCUACAACUUCUCCUUCCUCAGUCCACAGGGCCUCAACUUCUCUUCUCAGAGCUCAGCUCCCUUCUGGUCAGUGUUUACUCCCCGGGUGGUCAGCACCGCAGUGGCCAGGUAUAACUUUGCAGCGCGAGACAUGAGAGAGCUGUCCCUGCGAGAAGGAGACAUCGUCAAAAUCUACAGCAAGAUCGGCGGAGACCAGGGCUGGUGGAAAGGAGAGGCCAAUGGAAGAAUUGGAUGGUUUCCCUCGACCUACGUGGAUGAAGAAGGAGUGCAGUAAGGCUCGGAUGCUGGUCCAGCUCCUUUUAAAUCAGGAACCAUCUUCUAUCUACUGUCCUCAGAGAAAAUGACUCACUAUUUUCAGGAAAAGAACAGGAGGAAAAGAAGGAUUCGUUUGUUGUUUUCUUUUGCUGGAUGCUCAUUUUUCAGCGAGGCUUUUUAAUCCCAUUUCUGUCUUCAAUUACGCAUCAGCUUUUGUUUUUUUUUUACAAGAUGUCCUGUUUAAUCUCUGUACAGAAAAGAAGAAAGAUGAAAAAACUGUCCUGCUGUCUGUUGAUCUCUGUGUGCUGUGCAGAGACGUUAUUUAACCGAAAACUCUGCAGAAACAGACUGUUGAUAGCUUUACUUUAAAAAAAAUCUCUCCUUGGUUGCAGGUCUGUGCAAGGUGAAUUAAUUGUACAGUAUAGAUAAUUUAUUGAAUAGAGAUUAUUAUCAUUACUAAUGAAUAUUGUGGGGAAGUUGGCUUAAGCAAAAAAGAAAAAGAUUAGAGGAGAAAAAGUAAAAUACAAAAAAAAAAAAAAAAAAAAAA
This is a messenger RNA of Melanotaenia boesemani (Boeseman's rainbowfish), 4181 nucleotides long. It is a transcript of the gene vav2, whose product is annotated as vav 2 guanine nucleotide exchange factor. Gene Ontology annotation, molecular function: guanyl-nucleotide exchange factor activity; protein binding. The coding region runs from base 891 to 3653 and encodes 920 amino acids. The record is from RefSeq and is a predicted model, not a curated record. Lineage: Eukaryota; Metazoa; Chordata; Actinopteri; Atheriniformes; Melanotaeniidae. Gene Ontology annotation, cellular component: cytoplasm. The transcript is spliced from 30 exons. Gene Ontology annotation, biological process: cell migration; regulation of GTPase activity; intracellular signal transduction.